Pelobates fuscus (common spadefoot toad) is the source of this 4366-nucleotide messenger RNA. RefSeq names its product retinoic acid induced 14 (gene RAI14). Bases 257 to 3178 code for a protein of 973 amino acids. The transcript is spliced from 18 exons. The record is from RefSeq and is a predicted model, not a curated record. Gene Ontology annotation, molecular function: protein binding. NCBI's taxonomy places the organism in Eukaryota, Metazoa, Chordata, Amphibia, Anura, Pelobatidae.
AGUAAGUGAAGGAGAUCAGAAGCCGGCUGGCAGGGAGCUGGAGCCAGUGGCAGCAGCUGCACUUUGGGACUCUCUCUUACCAUCACUUGCUGCUCCCUCCUGGUAGAGCUGCACGCCUGUCAUGUGCCACGGAUCAGGGGCUCCUGCCAGCUGCCCCUCCAGCUAGGAACCUGCCCUCUCCAAGGAGCCCUGGGAGUGAGCACUCAUAUGGGUUAUUGAAUCUCAUUAAAGCUGCACUAAAUUGAAUGGACUCAAGAUGAAGAGUUUAAAGGCAAAGUUCAGGAAGAGUGAUACUAACGAGUGGAACAAGAAUGACGAUCGACUGUUACAAGCCGUUGAUCAUGGAGAAGUUGACAAAGUUGCAGCACUGCUGGGAAAGAAAGGGGUGACGGCCACAAAAUUAGACACAGAGGGUAAAACUGCGUUCCAUGUGGCUGCAAUGAAGGGAUUUGCAGACUGUCUGAAAGUUAUGCUGAAUCACGGCGUAGAUGUUUCAUCCCUGGAUGUAAAAGGACAUACUGCUUUACACGUGGCAGUGUUAAAUAACCAUAUUGACUGUGUUAAGAAACUUCUUCAGUUUAAGUGUCCAGUUGAUUGCAUAGACGUGGCUGGAAAAACUUCAUUGCACUAUGCAGCUGCAAAUGGCUCCCUGCCUGCUGUUCAACUCCUGUCUGAGCAUAAAUCUCCCCUUAACGUCAAAGAUAUGGAAGGGAACACACCUCUCCUAAUAUCCAUCUUACAUGGGCAUACAGACGUGUUGAAGUGUCUCUUGGAUCACAAAGCAGACAUUAAUUUGAAGGACAAGAAUGGAAGGACUCCUUUGAUGUUGGCAUGUGAAUCUGGUAACCUUCCUAUGGCAGAGAUAUUAGUGCACAUGGGAGCUAAUAUGAAGCUAACAGAUGCCAUGGGGCAUGAUGCUCUUCAUUUCUCGAGACUAUCAGGAAAUUCGCAGGUCGUCACCCUUCUUCUUUCCAAACUCAACCAAGAGUCAAUCAUCAAGACUCCAACAAAGCCAGUCCAGCAUGACCAAGUCACUAAAUUAAGCUCAGAGAGAAGUGGAACUCCAAAAAAACGCCAAGCUCCGCCUCCUCCAACUAUCAGUCCUUUACAGCAGAGUGACUUGUCCCCUUCAUUGUCCUCAACAUCCACCCCUCUUUCUGCAGCAGGGCAGGUUUUCUUUCCCGAGCAAACAAGCAAGAAUGAGAAUGCUUCUCCUCAACGAGACUUCAAGGACAGAUUGAGCGACAGCACAGGGGAGGACAGCCUUCUUGAUGUAAGUUCAGAAGCAGAGCAUCAAGAUAAUGUUUCAGCACUUCAAGCAAAAGUUGCUUAUCUCACAUCGUUAAACAAGGAACUGCAAGAUAAGUUACAGGAAAAGGUCAGUGGUGAGGCAGUGGUGGAUAUUAGUUGUGAUUCGUAUCACUCUACGCAGACUGAAUUAAACGAGUCUCACAACGAAUUUCAAGAAGAAAUGUCACCUGUGGUUGCUUCAGAUAUAUCUGAUGUUUCAUUUGAAUCUCAACCUGAAAUAGCUAGUAGAGAACUUAAAGUGAAGCAACUUGAAAAAGUUGUAGAGGAUAUGCAAAUAAAAUUAAAUGAAUCUGAAGAAGAAAGGAAGAAGUUGGAGGAGCAAAUUAAUUCCGUGUCUUCUGGUUUUCGGCACUCUAGAAGUUCUGAGGUUUUAGAAGAAUCUUUAGUAACAGAGGAGCAGUCUCAAAGAACAGAAGAUGAACAAGUAGGUGUUAUGGAAGAAGAUGCUAACGUAGGUCAAGUGGAGUCUGAAGGAAAAAUAGUUAACGAAGCAGGAAAAGAUGAGGAAAUGUCGGUGGUGGAAAAGUUUGAGGCAUUACAGAAAGAAUAUACAGUUUUGCUAGCAGAAAGCCAAAGUAAAGAAGAGGUGAUGAAAGACUUACAAUGUCAACUUGAUGCAAUGACCCAAAGCAUGGUCGACAUGUUGUCUGCUGAAGGAAAAAAGGAAAUGGAGAAGUCAUAUGGUGCUAUUAUUGAAAAGAUUAACCAAGAGAAGGAUGAGUUAAGUGGCAUGUAUCAAGAUAAACUAGAGGAAAUCAAGAAAUUGCAGAAAGAAUUGGAAAGUCAGAAUUCGGGAAAUGAGGAAGAGGAGAAACUAGUGAAGGAAGACUUAGCUAGGACAGUAGAAGAUUUAAGCAAACAAGUAAGUGAAUUGUCUUUGCUUUACAAUGAAGCCCAAAUAGAAAUUGGUAAGACAAGGCAAUCUCCCCACAAAAAUUCUAUAGAUGUAAUUAAUAAAGAUGAGCAUGUUAAAGUUGUGCAAGAAAUUAAAGAAUGCAAAGACAAAGUAGAGAAGGAUUUAGCUGAUCUUGUAUUGGAGCACACACGGACACUGGAAGAACUUCAUCAGCUGAAACUCGAAAAGGAGAAAGAAAAGGAAAACACACCAGUGAUUUUGGAGCAUGUGAAGGUUAUUGAAGCUUUAAAAAAUACUAUUAAUGAUCUAGAGGUGGAAAAGAGUGAUUUGAAAGACCAACUUGCUGUCCAGGAAACAAGACUAAAGAGUUUACAAGAAGAUUUGUUAAAGCAAACUUCUAGUCUUCAGGAAUCUCUGGCCACUCAAAAAAUCUUUGAAGGCCAGCAAGUAUCACUGGAAGAAGAAAUAAGCUCCUUGUCUUUGGAACUAGGGGACCUGAUGAAAGAAAAAGAAAAGUUAUCGACGGACAAUGGACAGGUUAAGAGGGAGCUUACGCAGUUAAAGGGGGAAAAGGAAGCUCUGCAAUCACAACUUAAAUUGAAGGAACAAGAUAUCAACAAGCUUCUUGUCAAAUAUAACAAAGUUCAGGAGGAUCUCAACGAAAUGAAGAUAUAUUCUGAAAAUACUUCAAAAUUGGAAGAGGAUAAAGAUAAAAAGAUAAAUGAUUUAUCCAAGGAAGUGAGCAAGUUAAAGGAAGCUCUGAAUAGCCUUUCCCAACUUUCAUUCUCAACAAGCACUCCCAAAAGGCAGAGCCAACAGCUCGAAACACUGCAGCACCAAGUGAAACAGUUACAGAAUCAGCUGAUGGAGACAAAGAAACAACAUCAAGAAAUUGUAUCCGUUUACAGGACACAUCUUCUUUACGCGGUUCAGGGACAAAUGGAUGAAGACGUCCAGAGAGUGCUCAAACAGAUACUAACCAUGUGCAAAAGCCAGUCGCAGAAAAUAUGACGCAUGGAUGGAAGAUAGAUACCUGCUAUAGCACUGCCUCCUAGUAUUACUUGUAGAUUAUCCUUCCAGUAAAUGUGUCUAAAUAUGCUGGAUAAGAAAACGUUGAGUUCUUCUGUAUCAGAAAAUUUAUGUAUUUUAUAUUUUUGAUAAGAAACCGCAGUUUGCAUUGAACUUUUAUUUUAUGGACCUUUAUUAGUUUGCUAUGUUUUCCAGAUUUUUUUCAGGAACUUUAGGGGAACAGGUUAUUUGUACCAGCCUGGGGUUAGUUAGAAUUUAGCAUUUUAUUAGCAAAACUAAAUUAAACCAUAAGAAAUUAUUAGUUUUUGUUUGUAGCCUGAAUUCAGGAGAGCACAUCAUAAUGGUGCCAAAGCAUAACUAGUAGUAAUCUAGUCAUUUUAGUAAUAGAUAAUACAAUUAUGUUUUUACUAUUUUUUUUAUUUCCCCAAGUGUGCCUCUUUAAUUAUUGGAAACUGGUUUCAUUGCUUUUGCUAGUAUGUCUUACCAGAAUCAUCAACAACUCAGUAAAUUCUGUUAUGAAUCGUACGUAUCAUUAAUUGAAAUGAGACAAAAUUAUUAUUCUUAGAUAACUACCUGUGUUUACGAAGAAAGGAAAAGCAUUGUGCCUGACACUGCUGCGUAAAAAUGUUUAUAUGCAUCUACCCAGACUCAAUUCCUGCAAUACAAUCCAUAUAUACUGAGGACAUUUGCUGGAAUGUGUCUUAUUAGUUCAACAAGUAUGUUGUCUGCCAGUUACUUACUAUCAGGGUUAUAUAUCCUUUGUCAGUGGCAGUGUAAGAAGCAGACUAUAAUGUUAAAAUGUUAUUUAUCAUGACCUCCGUUUUAAUGGUUAAAAUAUUGAAUGCAUGUGUUGGUUUGCAAAAUGAGAUGUGACAAAGUUACAAUAUCAUAUACAUGAAGGAUGUGUAUCAUGGUAAACAUUAAAAAAGAUCUUAGGGUGUAAAAGAGCGAGAUAUGAAAUGUUCUGCUCACAGUUAUACCAGAGCCGCAUAUUAAAAAGGAACUGUAAUUUCUGAGACAUUCAAAUAAAUAAAACUAAAAUGAAGUUAAACAAGCAAACAUUAUUAUAGCUUUAUUUUAGUUAGCUGUUGUACUAAGAUAGAUACAAGUUACAGUUCAUCUUGAGGAGCUAGAUCAUUCUACUACAUGGCUUGCCAGCCUCUUGCACCU